AAAAAAAAAAAAAAAAUGCAUCGAAUGAUAAUGCCAAUUACGUUUUUUAGUUCUUUAAAUCGUGUGAGACAAAUUCUUAAAACUUAAAAGUAAGAAAAUAACUUUUUCCUCAUCACGUGGCACGCUUGGACCUUUUGCUAUCCUCACUGACUCUGGGCAACAUCUUUAUGAUCGCCAAUUUUUUCCAUCUGUGUUUUAUUAUGACAAGAUGUUUUGAAAAUGUCAUUACUAUGCCGGAUACCGCCUGAUAUGUGACUUAAAUGGUAUGCUAAUUGAUGGUUGUAUUAUUUUCCGCGUAAAAAAUACAAUUUGCUCGGGAAGAGAGUUAAGUUUGCGAUGAUAGCAAUAACACUGGUUCGUCGCAAAACUGUGCUGUGUUUAAUUUGUAUGUCAACCAUCGUUGGUUUUAUUUUGCAUUUUUACACAUCAGAUCACCUUGGUUGUGAAUUGAAAAAAAGAAUCCUGGACGAUGAUUUAAUACCGACACUGGGUAAAUGUAACUGCAAUGGUGACAAGGGGAAAGAUUUCAGGGACGCUUUAAACAACGACACGCCGCCUCCAUGCAAGCCCGUGAUUACGGACCUAAAUGACGACUUAUUGAAAGCGAAGACACGCGACUAUCUUACUGACGAUCAGGCGGUGGAUGCAUCACUACCCACAUGCGAGCCUGUAAACAACAUUUUAUUUCUCAAGACGCACAAGACAGGCUCAAGCACAGUGACUAAUAUUUUAAACCGUUAUGGUGAUAGCAGGGAUUUAAUGUUCGCCGUACCCUCUGUGAGAGUGACCUACAGCUUUUUCUGGCCACGCCUGUUUCAGCUUAGGUUUGCGCAGGCGUUUGGCAGAGCGCCAAACAUCCUCUGCAAUCACGCCAGGUACAACAAGGUUCCCAUGAACUGGCUCUUCCCAAAGGAAACGACACGUUACAUCACGCUUUUGAGGGAACCAACUCAACAUUUUGAGUCUGUUUUCAACUUUUUUCGUCUAGACAAACGUUUUCUGGGGUUGCGAAACGUUAAGUCACCGCUGCAGACGUUCCUUCAAAAUGCUACAUUUUAUCUAAAACAAGCCAAGAACAUUACUGGUUUGUUAAAUCUGAUAAAGAAUCCAGCGCUUUUUGAACUGGGUCUGGAUACAAAAUAUCACAGUAAUUUAACUGUUGUACAAAACUAUAUUCGGUUUCUACAACAAGAGUUUGACCUGGUUAUGCUUAUGGAAUACUUCGAUGAAUCGCUUGUUCUCUUAAAACGCCGUUUUUGCUGGAAAAUCGAGGACAUUUUGUAUUUUAAACUCAACGAAAGAAUGGAUAAACAUAAACAAAAUCUUCCGGGAAAAGUGAAAGAGGACAUUCGGAUUUGGAACUCGGGUGAUGUGUUAUUGUACGAUUUUUUUAACAAAACGCUGUGGGAAAUGAUAAAAGAAGAAGGUGAUGAUUUCUACAAGGAUCUGGCGCUCUUUCGAAAAGAAUUAGAAUCCAUUAAAGUAGUUUGUCUACGAGAAGGGAAGUUUCUGACCAAACCAUACGCUGGUAGGUUAGUGCAGGGUUAUGCAGUGAAAGCAAAUCUUCCCAAAGAACUGAACGAAACUUGCAAGAGGAUGAUCAUGAACGAGAUUCCAUAUUUGGAUCAUCAUCGCGGUAAGCUGGUAAAACUGUAUCAAACUAUCGACAGUUCCGUUAAUCGACCUGACCUGUUAUAAUGAAAUGCUUUUAAAAGAUCAGCAGAUUUAGCAGCUGUUUUUUUGUUGAUACUGUCGAACUCUCCUCUUUGGUUUUUGUCAUUGCUAUUUCACUGGAUGCGCUUAGAUGGACAAAAGGAAUGAAAUGCCAGUCGGGCUACUUUAUUAUCUACAAUUUUCAAACUCAUUAAUAAUUCAUCAAGUUAAAACAAAGAAAAUCACAACCGUGAAGGAAGUUUGGAUACCCGGUCUUAAUUAGCAUAGAUUUUGACGAUUUUACUUCUGCGUUUACUCCUCAGUAUUUGUUUCAAUUGAGGAGAUAUAUCAAAUAUUCGAGACAAUGUUUCAUCGGCUAUCCAAACACCUAGAAUUUCGUCAAAAAUGCUCCGGUGCGCGUCGCAUUUUGAACUCUCUUCUCGAUGUUUGGAUAUCUCGAUGAAACACGGUCUCUCGUGUUUGGUAUAUAACCGUUUCUGUUCUGUUCUAAAGCAGUGAACAUAAUGUUUGUGAAUUCCCGGUAUAGUUCAGCAGUCUAGCUUUCUCGGUCAGUCACAUUCUUCACCCCAGAGCUUUCGCUCUCUCGACAGGGUGCGCGGUCGGUCAUGCACCACUGAAAGAGAAGGGCUCUGGGGUCGAGAAUGAGUCUGUCAGGAAGGGCCAGAACAGGAGUACUAUUACAUGUCAAUACUGUUGACGGAUAAUGAGAAUAUCCCAGCGUUGUGUUAAUUGUAAAAGUAAAACAAAGUUAUUUAUACACAGUAAUUUUAAAACGUGCAGUCCAAUUUAAAAUAUUUCAAAUAAAAACGUUGUUAAGAAUCCGACAUAACAGGCUGCUCGGGUAACCAGCGGACUGUUCACACGGGAACUAGUCCACCGAGAAAAAAAAAAUCCAGCUUGGGACGGAAUAACGGACGGUCAGAUUGCAUGCAGGUCGGUCGCACUGCCUCUUAAGAGUUAGGUAACAAGUAGAAUAGAACAGUUUCUAUUCUACUUGUAACGUAAUCUCAAUAUUGUUGGGGAGGACCUACGAAACACACAAGUGUCUCGAAGGAAAAUGUCCCUUGGCUUGGCCGCGUUCUAUCUACUCACAUCACUAAGUUGCUCCGAUGGCUUUGUAGAUAUCACGCCCGACUGGUGUGCGGGGAGACGCGCGUUCGAAUCCUGCUCGGGACACGAAUUUUUCCUUUCUUUCAGAGACGGGUUUCGAAAGACGCCUUUAAGUUAUUUACAUCUUUCGAUCAUUGUUUCCAAGGCUUUCCUGGCUUAAGUAGUUUCUAUUCUACUAGUCCUGAUAUGAGAAACUAGAAACUUAAGGCUAGUAGAGAAUUAUCCGAUCAUUCACCCAAAAUAUUUAACAUAUCUUAUUGGCGGAGGUGCGGGUACUCUGCUGCCAUCUCUUCUCCAACGGCCAAUCAAUUUGAAACGUCAGACAAGUAAUUUAAAGAAAUCACUCGACCUUGUAUUCUGUGUCAACAUGACUCCUGGUAGACUGUGCUUUGGUUAUUUUAAUACAUCUAUAUUCUCAGAAAGAAAUAGUGCGACUCAAAUUUAAAGACGUGUUUAUUGGCAACCAUUAUGUAGAACGUUCAGAUUGAUUGAAGAUUCUUUACAGGGACACAGUCACGAUGUACUUGCUUAAAACUGUUAUAACUUGAAUUCACGGAAUGGUCCGGCCUAAAUUCAUGUAAUAAGGAUUUAAUUAGCGCUGACUAAAUGAUUAAAAGCAAUUUCUUGAAGAAAGUCCACAGUGUAGCAACAUUUUUGCAAAAUUUCAACGAU
This is a messenger RNA of Orbicella faveolata, 3456 nucleotides long. RefSeq names its product galactosylceramide sulfotransferase-like. Gene Ontology annotation, molecular function: galactosylceramide sulfotransferase activity. The record is from RefSeq and is a predicted model, not a curated record. Gene Ontology annotation, cellular component: membrane. Lineage: Eukaryota; Metazoa; Cnidaria; Anthozoa; Scleractinia; Merulinidae. Gene Ontology annotation, biological process: glycolipid biosynthetic process.